AGCACAUUUUGACUUGGUCUGCUGUCGGCGCAUUGCUUACAUAUUCAGCUUCGCUAACAACGCUUAACUCAGAAAAAUGGGUGCACUAUUGUCGACACCAAAAACAGAAAAGUAUAACGAAACGGGUUCCGGAAACGGCCUCCGAUAUGGCAUUUCAAGCAUGCAGGGAUGGCGCAUUACAAUGGAGGACGCGCAUUGUGCAAUCACACAACUUCCAGGAAAUCUAAAAGACUGGUCUUUUUUCGCCGUCUUUGAUGGCCAUGCUGGGGCGCUGGUCUCAGCUAUGUGCGCAAGUGAAUUACUCAAGUGUAUUGUUGAUACGGAAGAGUUCAAGAAGGUCAAUCCAGAUUUGGCACCGAGCAUUCCCGAAAUCGAGCGUGGGAUUCGUGAUGGUUUUCUCGCAUUGGAUGAACGGUUACGUCAGUUGCCUCAGCUUGCUAGUGGCGAAGAUAAAUCAGGCUCCACAGCUGUUUGCGUCCUGAUAACUCCAAAACAUAUCUUCUUUGCUAAUUGCGGUGACUCGCGAGCCGUGCUUAUCCGUGAAGGGAGUGUUGCAUUUGCCACUGUCGACCACAAACCAAUUAACCCGACGGAGAAAGAACGCAUUCAAAACGCUGGGGGCUCUGUUAUCAUCGAACGUGUAAACGGGUCACUGGCGGUAUCCCGAUCACUGGGCGAUUAUGCAUACAAGACUGCGAAGGGUUUAGGUCCGACAGAACAGCUGAUUUCCCCGGAACCGGAAAUUACCGUGCUCGAUCGGGACAAGGUGAUGGAUCAAAUCAUUGUUCUCGCCUGUGAUGGUAUAUGGGAUGUGCUGAGCAGUGAUGCACUCUGUUCCUUGCUACAACAUCGAAUGCGGUGUUCCGAUGAUUUGUCGGUUGUGUGCAAUGAAAUCAUUGAUAUGUGUUUGUACAAAGGUAGCUCUGAUAACAUGAGCAUUGUUUUGGUCGCAUUUGAUCCAUCUCCACGGGCGGAGGCCAAAUACAAGAAGGAAGAUGAGGAACUAGAACAACUCAUUCUUCAACGUGCCAAAGAUUUUCUCGAAAAGUCUGAUCGGAUGCCGUCCAUGGAAAUAAUGCUCAAUCAUUUGCAGGAUUUCACAGAACCCGAACUCCCACCGUUCCUCGUGUAUUGCAAGAGCGGUAAAAUACGCAGAUUGCUGGAAGAACACCAAUGCAACGGACAAAACCACUCUAACCUCUAGUUCCUUCGCUUGGAUGAUAGACUCCCUUGUCAAUUCACCGAAUCCCAAGAACCUGCUUCGAGUUUCAUUUACGUUUAAUGAACUAUCGAGCGGCUCUUAAUGUGACCUCAUAGCCGCCUAAAACUUCUAUUCUUUUUGGUUUUGAUGUCCAUUCAAACAACCCCGUAGGUUUCACGGAUGGGUCGUGAACUUACCGCUCAAAUUUUUCCGUAGAAUCUCACGCAUCAUCCAUUUUAUCCAUUGUAUAACUUCAUCUCAUCCAGUGCGGGACAGUCAUCUGUAACUGAACACACACUAAGUGGGAGAUGUACAGACCCUUUUAUUCUCUACCGGUUGCUGCUUCAGCUCCCGGCCCAGCCCUACCACCACCGUCGCAGAUUCUUCAACUGUGAUACACUUGAUGUGUGGCUGCAUUUAGCCCACCUUUGCGUGCGUGUUUUUGGAAUGUUCCACAUAGAUUUUGCGUUGUUGCUGCUGACAGUUGACACUUGGUGUACAUAGGACAGUAUUGUUUGAUUGCACACUUCCGACGACCCCAUCUCCGUGUAUCACAGCUGUAUUCCGGUGGUUUUCCUCUUUUAAUUUUUUAACGUUCGUAUUUUCUUACGCCUUGGCGUAGCACCUUUUGUGCGCUAUUUCGUGGGCUGUCCUGCUUGUCAGGCAGCUGUGCUGCCCACCACUGUCCAGUCGCCCUCCGAAUUUGUUCGGUGUCAUCAUGCUGCUGAUACGAAUUCAGUAGUUCAAAUACACAGUAAAAAGAUAU
Molecule: messenger RNA, 1967 nt
Organism: Opisthorchis viverrini
Lineage: Eukaryota; Metazoa; Platyhelminthes; Trematoda; Opisthorchiida; Opisthorchiidae
Exons: 6
Coding region: 77-1204 (375 amino acids)
Biological process (GO): protein dephosphorylation; negative regulation of stress-activated MAPK cascade
Cellular component (GO): cytosol; nucleus
Molecular function (GO): protein serine/threonine phosphatase activity; magnesium ion binding; manganese ion binding
Source: RefSeq, a predicted model, not a curated record